CGCAGAGACUUAUUCUUCGCACCGCAUUUCCCCUACAUUGGGCAACAAGGCUUGCUUCAAAUCAAUGUUCCUCUCAUUAUAAUAUCGCCGAGUUUCCAUCAAAGGUGUAUCCCAGGCCGGUGGCUAUCACCGACGCACCAGGAUGCCCAAAGUAAUCAGUCAUACGCCACCUUGGCUUUGUCGCCCGUCGCCAGGCGCUUCGUUCUUUACUGGAAACCCAUCAGCAAGUGUCGAUAAAAAAGCUCAAAAUCCCGACGCCUACGAUGGUCCCCAGAGAACCUUGGCUCAGCGAGGCACAGAGGUGUUCGCUGUGGUCGACAACCAAAUCAGGUGGUCCGAUCUAGCGACGUUAAAAGGAGAAUGGAAUUCUCAGUCGAAAUUGAAAAAGAAGGUCUCGGAAGUCGAUAAAGGAGCGAGUAGCAAAAAGGAGCUCUACAGGGUUUUGACCGUUCCUGUUUACGGUGAAAUUAGACAAUUAUUGAUAUCCCCGAAUGGAGUCUUCAUGGCAGUCGUAACUGCUCAUACUGUCCAUAUUACGAUACUACCAGAUUCGUCGCAUCUUUCAAGCUCUGAGACCGCGCCACUUCGCCUAAAGACUUAUCAACUUGGCCCUACAACGCAUGUUAUUCCGGAGUCCCCCGUUAUCUCAGCAUUGUGGCAUCCGCUAGGUGCUCACACCAAUGUCGAAGCUUGUAUAGUAACCGUCACGGCAGAUGCUGCAGUUCGAGUAUGGGAGUUGGACCGCAACAAUCUCUGGUCAUUUGACAGGCCUUCUUUGGCUAUUGAUUUGAAGAAGCUUGUUGACGGAAAUUCAUCGGACGAAGACUUUACGCCUCUUGGCUUCGGCAAGAACAAGGGAUUCUCUGCGGACGCUUUUGACAUGGAAGUUGCGUCUGCGUCCUUUGGUGGCACUGCUCAGGAGGGGGAAGAUGCAUGGGCGCCAAUGACACUCUGGGUUGCAAUGAGACCUGGAGACUUAUACGCUCUUUGUCCCUUGCUUCCUUCCAAAUGGAGAGCACCACCUGCUACAAUACCGGCGCUCUCCGCAGCAAUCAUCCCAAAGCUUGCUGCUGUAGAAGAUCAUUACUCUGGAACAGAAGUCGUUGAAGACGAGCUAGUUGCGUGUCGACAGCAAUACGAAUGGCUGAAAGAAAUCGAUGAUCAGGAUUCAUUGGAUGCUCCCGAAGCAGACAGAGUUUCAGAAAUGGAGGUUUUUAAGCGCCCUAUGAACCCCAGCGCAAUUCCUCGCCUGCAAGGGCCAUUUCAAUUUGAUGCUGGUGAACAGAUUGAUGAUCUCAAUGUGACCGAUCUGUUCGUGAUUCCUGCGAAGCUCAACACCGAAAUUUUGAUGAUGGGUGAGGAUGACGAGGGCGUGCUGGAGGAAAACGAGCAAGAAGGUCUAUCUGCAACAAUUAUAUGCUUGUCAACUACAAGCGGCCGGGUGCACAUUUGCUUGGAACUAGAUGGCGUGGAGGGUCAAUGGCUUCCAAAAGCUAGAUCCAAUACAUUCAGAACGCCUCUUUCAGAACCGGCAGAUCUAGUGCUUGUUGAGUCUUUGGAUACUGUAAGAGAACAACUGCGUGAAUCAAAUUGCUGGCCAACCUUUACGCGGGAUAUCUACUCUCGAUACAGCUUUUUCCUCACAACUGCCAACAAUGUGUCCUUUAUCUCACUUUCCUCAUGGGCCCAGCGAUUAGAAGCUGAACUGCAAUCUCAAGAUACUUCGGGAUCACAGUUUCGCCUAAAUGUCAUUUGUGACGGGGCAAUUGCUGUUCGUGAGCUGCUUAUUCAACUUAACGAGAAUGACUCUUCGUUAUCUGAACAGCCAGCCCACUUUUCGAACUCUUUGGUAAUUUCGGAUUACGAUCUUGGAUACCUUCUUCUUACGUAUAGAGGAUUCUCCCCUCAAGCUGCGGUUCUCGAUGAACCCUACAAUAAGGCUUACCAGUCAUUUUCGGAAUCAAUCAUUUCCAAUCUUAAUACCCCCACUCCGCCUCUUCCGCUCCUUUCUAAACCUCGACGUGCGCCGUACCAGGUGCCGGCAAUAUUUUACGCUGAGGAGCCUCUUAAAUCAUUUGUUGAAGACAACGUACCUCACAGACACAAGGGCACUUUACGAGAGCCUAUCCGUCUUUCACCUUCAACCCUUGACACUGUUGCAGCCGCACACCGAGUACUUGCUGCACAUACCGGGUUGCUUGAAAAGGCAGCUGCAGACCUCUUCCGUCGCUGUGAGCGCCUCCGAGGAGAGAUGAGGGACCAACUAGAGGGAAUCGCUACUGUGGCUGAGCGAAUCCAGAAUGUCUCCAGCCACAUUGGAGAGGAUGGUCAACGACAAAAGGGGUCCAGAAACGAGGAAGCCCUAGACAAAAGGCUAGCCGCCGCGAAGAAGAGACAAGACGAGCUUCUGUCACGCUACUCGCGCAUUCGCACUAAGAUCUCAAAUCUUGGAGGUCGCCCUCUCAGCGACAAAGAAAAGAAUUGGAUAGGGGAGAUUGAUAACUUGUCUACUUCCCUCUCAAAGACCGGUGAUGACGAGCACGGUGAAACAUUGGGCAAACGGCUGGAAACAGCCAAAUCACUUGCUGAGGAUCUCUUAGCAGAGGUGAAGCGCAUAUCAGCAGAACAACAAGUUACUGCUGAGACGGGUGGUGGCUUCACUAGUCCAAGCUCGCAACCAAAAAUCCCACAAAGGCUACAACGAGCAAAAGUGGCGGAUGCAAUGAAGAUGAUAGACAGAGAAUCUGCAGUCAUAGAUGCUAUUACAGCGAGGCUAGAGCGCCUAAAUUCAGGCUUAUCGUAGGAUUUUUUUUGUCUUAGUACUAGAAAUUGGGCGAGGCUGUCUUGCUUUAUCUUCAUUAAUGCCAAAAUAAUGAUAUCAUGUGCCAAAUUCUAGA
This is a messenger RNA of Talaromyces proteolyticus, 2897 nucleotides long. RefSeq lists its product as uncharacterized. The transcript has 4 exons. NCBI's taxonomy places the organism in Eukaryota, Fungi, Ascomycota, Eurotiomycetes, Eurotiales, Trichocomaceae. The record is from RefSeq and is a predicted model, not a curated record. Bases 143 to 2803 code for a protein of 886 amino acids. Gene Ontology annotation, biological process: protein import into nucleus; mRNA export from nucleus; ribosomal small subunit export from nucleus. Gene Ontology annotation, cellular component: nuclear pore. Gene Ontology annotation, molecular function: structural constituent of nuclear pore.